AUGUUGCCGAGUAGUCUUCUUCUUCUACUUCUAUGCCUCCUGCAUUGUCAAGCCUCCAUUGCCUUCCCUUCACCCUUUGCCUCCACCUUUGAUGUGGUGGAGGAGAGUCCACCUGGAAGUAUGAUUCCAGGUGUGGCUGAUUAUCUCAAGAGGAUAGUGCUCCUCCGAGUGGAGAUGCCCAAUUCCACCACCUUCCAGCUCAUGGGGACAGACGCGUUGACCAAGAGUUUCGUGAUCAAUGAGAAGUCGGGAGAGCUGCGCACCAUGGGUCGAAUUGAUCGUGAAACCCUAUGCAGCAGUGAAGUGGAUCCAAGAAGCGAUCUAGCCACCGAUUCCAACUGCUUAAAACCUCUCAAUGUCUUGAUCAAGUCCCUCGGAAUCGGUGGAGCCUCGGGCAGCAAUAUGAGGGAGAAGAUAAUGCUGCGGAUACUUGACAUCAACGACAACGCUCCCCGAUGGCCAGGAAAACGUCUACUGACGGUGAAAUUUGUCGAGGCCUUUCAAUCCCUUUCAAUGUACGGGAAACAGGAAAUGACCACGCAGUCUCAACUCCUGGACCGCGCUAUCGAUCCCGACUCUGGGCCAAAUGGAACCGUCUCUUACAGUCUCAAAGGUACUGGGGCUGAUAUGUUCCGGCUGGAGUACGCAGAUCAUGAGAAUGGCCGAUUUGUGCAUCCGGACGUUAACAGUCCCUUGCGAUUAAAACCGGUGGUCCCCCUGGAUAGGGAGAUCUUCGAGUUCUACAAUCUCACCCUCUUUGCCUACGACUCGGGCAAUCCACAACGAUCCAGCAGCAUUCCUCUCCACGUCUACAUCACCGACGUCAAUGAUCACGUCCCCGUGUUCCAUAGCUACGUCCCCGGUCAUGUAUCCGCCUAUCCACGAGAAAGUAAGCAAGGCGAGUUGGUGAAGUACGUUCCUGAACGGGGCCACUUGAUGGAGACGGCGAGAAUUGGUAGUGUUGUCCUCCAACUCAAUGCCACAGAUGAGGAUGCGGGAGACAAUGCUCGCAUCACCUACUCCAUCUUCCCCAGCGACGCGGCUUUCGUCCAGACCUACUUUGCUUUGGAUCCUAUCACUGGCUACCUUACGGUGAAACAGAGGCUGGACUACGAUUCUGGACCGCGUAGAUUCACCUUUAAAGGGGAGGUGGGACUGGAAGGGGGGCUGGGGGUUGUGGUGACUAGACUAAGUGAACCGAAGUGGAAGGUUUUCUAG
Messenger RNA from Echinococcus granulosus, 1218 nucleotides. RefSeq names its product Protocadherin-12. Gene Ontology annotation, cellular component: plasma membrane. Gene Ontology annotation, molecular function: calcium ion binding. Gene Ontology annotation, biological process: homophilic cell-cell adhesion. The transcript is spliced from 2 exons. The record is from RefSeq and is a predicted model, not a curated record. The coding region runs from base 1 to 1218 and encodes 405 amino acids. Lineage: Eukaryota; Metazoa; Platyhelminthes; Cestoda; Cyclophyllidea; Taeniidae.